Stereum hirsutum FP-91666 SS1 is the source of this 1005-nucleotide messenger RNA. RefSeq lists its product as uncharacterized. The record is from RefSeq and is a predicted model, not a curated record. NCBI's taxonomy places the organism in Eukaryota, Fungi, Basidiomycota, Agaricomycetes, Russulales, Stereaceae. Bases 1 to 1005 code for a protein of 334 amino acids. The transcript is spliced from 2 exons.
AUGCUCAUCACUAGUGGUAUUAGAUGGAUCUAUUGCACAAGCUGGGACCAGCUAAAGCACAUACUUUGGCAAACUAGCACGAAUACGGGUCUAGGAGAACUAGUACAACUAUGCGAUUACGGCCAAGUUCAACAGCACCGAUCAUCUGCCCUUCCCUUGCGUCGGCUGACUUACAAGGCUCUUGACGACAUCCCUCUUCUCAUCGACCCUACCUCCGAACUGUCUCGUUUGUCCACCGCCCUGAGUCCGCGCGCUAUAUCGAUGGGCACUGCACUCGAUGCGAAUUCAGAGAUCGACGACUCUCGCUCCCAGGUGGAAAUCUCCCACAUCGAUGGCGCGACUGUGGUGAACGAAACUCUAGAAAGCUCUACCACCAAGAUCAUCACUCCAACAGCCGAGGAGCAGACGGACGCUCGCCUGAUACAGACUCAUUGGCGCAGCGCCAUGCAGCGCCAGAAGGAUCGCGAGGCUACAAAAGGAAUCGCUGCGACGAGGGGACGUUUGUUCCUGGAAUAUUUUUCCCGUUCGAAGGCCAUCAAUUGGGGAAAACGAAGCGACCGCCAUGUCUUCCUAGGGGCGCUUCCGCAUAUCUUACUCUCGGUCGACUGGGUUAUGGAGAGAGCCAAGGAGAUGAAAGAGUUGGCGAAGAAGCGCAGGGAAGGUGCCUCGUAUAGGGAGUUGGAACAAGCUAUGGAGUUGCAGACCAAAGCGAGGCAAGAAGCUAUAAUCCACGGGAUCCUCAAAUGCAGCAAGAAUAUACGCGACCUAAUCCAGCCUGACGCGACCCAGCAUGCUACUGGGGUCUUGGAUCUUGUCGCGUUACGGGCUCAUUGCGAAGAUGUAAAGGGUUUACUGGGGGAGCUUGGGCUGGGAUCCAAAGUCCGCAAAGACUUGGACAUCGCAUACGACAUGGUAAAUGGUUCAUUAGAGCGGGAGGGGCAGAAGGUUGGGAUCAGACAUGGUCGGAAGAUGCAGAGGCCGUUUUUGAACACGGAGGACCUUUGA